Aegilops tauschii subsp. strangulata is the source of this 2943-nucleotide messenger RNA. NCBI's taxonomy places the organism in Eukaryota, Viridiplantae, Streptophyta, Magnoliopsida, Poales, Poaceae. The record is from RefSeq and is a predicted model, not a curated record.
ACACCGCCCCAAUUACGUUUACCCUUUCAUUCCUCUUUCAGGCUCUCGCUCUCUCUCGAAUCACUGCUCUGCCGAGGAGCCCCUGGAUGCGCCGCCCUACUCGAUUCAAUCUACUUCCGAAUCAAAUCGCUUCAAAUCAAGAUGUCUACAGCAAAUGAAUCAGUACUAAAGAAGACGGAUAUCCAACAACUUCAAAUAACAGAAUUAAGUGAAGACAACACACGUAAAAAACAAAAAGGAGUUAUGCUGGAUCAUCUUAACAUGUUCCUUAUUUUCCUAUCAAAUCUUACUGACGAUCAAAAGUCGUUAGUACGGAAACUUGGGUUUGGUUCAAUUCUUCAUAUUUCUUGCAACUCCAAUGUGGACGAUUUGUUCCACUGGUUAGCCGCCCAGUUCAACACAAGCACAUGCAUAAUUAAACUGGAGAAUGGAUUUAAAUUCCAAUUCACAGACAAUGUUGUGCACAAAAUACUGGGUAUUCCAUGCGGAGGCUUACGUAUUCAUACAAUCCCUACUGAUCAAACAGUCCAGUUCAUGAAUACAUUUUUGCAAUCAGCUAAUGCAACUCAAGAGCAUAUCUUUUCAAUGAUUUCUCCUACCACAACCAAAGAAGAUUUCUCUAGGAUAUUCAUGCUUCUGGCUCUUUCAAUUCUCAUUGCACCUAAUUCAAAGGGAGUACCCACCAAAAAAUUCUUCAAUGCAUUGGUGGAUAUUGAUUCGGAUCUAGAUACAAUUGGUGCCAAUUUGCCCUGUCCUUCUUGGUACAUCAAAUUAAAAAAAUCUGACAUAAGGAACAACCCCUCAGCCAUGCCAGGAGGGUGUAAACUAAUAUUGGUGGUCAUGCACUUUGAAUUCCUAAUCACAUCUGAAUACAAGAUACCUUGUAAUACUUUCCCAAGACUUCCGAUGUGGUCAUCAACUAUGCUGAAUGCUCUACUAGCUCUUGAUACAAUGCCUGGAGUGAAGACACAGUUCGGGAGGCUACCAAUGAAGCACAUAUAUUCAACCCCAUUCCAUGACGAACCGAAUGUAAUAGAAUUAGAACUUCUUGAAACAGUUCUGCAUUACAUCAAUACCAAGUUCCCUUCUAUUCACAAUGUAGAGGAAAAGGCAAGGGUAGAACGUAGCACUCGGAAAUUCUGGCAAACAUUCAUAUCAAAUUCUGUACCAACACUGCAGUCUUACAUUGAUGAGGCACACAGUGGUUUUGGCUUGCAAAAUCCUUCCCAAGCAAACAGGACUGAUGAACCUACAACAUCUCAUUUUCUUCCAAUUGUUAAGUCAAACAAUACUGCAGCUGAUCCUUCUUUAUACAAGUUGAAAAUGGAAGAUCAUUCAGUCCUAGAAUCUUUCCUCUCUUCAAUUGAUUUCACUGAUUUCCCUGGGCCUCACAUUCUUCCAGCGACUUUUGAUGAAAAAAAUACCAAAGUAUCAGUAGAAUAUCUCAUUCAAAGCUUCUCUGAAUCUCUCCACAUUGACAAGCACAUAGAUUUUCACCUACUUAUGCCUAAUGCCUCAUCAUUUACUACUGCCCUACUUGGUACAGAUGUUAUCAAAUUGAAUGGACAAACCAAAACUGAUAUAGGUGGUUCUACUACUUUCCAAGUGAUUCUUGAUACAAUAAAGUCUGACCAAUCAGUGAGGGAAAUGAAUGGAAAAGAUUUUCUACAAUGUAGACAAGAAAAAUUCAGUAUAAGUCAGUGGAAAUUUAUCUCAAACAAUAAAGCAGAUUCAUUAUAUUGUACAGAAGAUCAAGUAGAAGUACCAGCUGUACAACUGCACUCUUCACUUGUCCCUAGCCAUAAUUAUGAACAAGCAGAACUUCAAAUGAAAAAGGCUGGUACAACUGAUACUAAGACUGGAUAUUCUUAUUCCAUAGGAAACAAUUUUGAACAUGAUAUUCCCUCGUUCAAUGCUAUAACAGAGAGCCUACAUGAUGCACUUCCGCAUCAACUGACUGCUUCCAAUAACACGAGCUUUUCAAUGCCUAAUGCUCCCAACCUUAUUGUUAAUUCUACAAGCAACUAUCCUAUGUUACCCAAUCAGAAAUCUCCAUUCCUCUAUAGCAAUAGCCCUCUUAGGCCUUUCAGCAUUAACUCUGGACAAGCAGAAAACAGAUUUGGUACUCCACUUGACGAUCCAGGUUUAUAUAAACUUCUAGAAGACUAUGAACUCGAAUGCAAAAGAAAUGAAAUGGCAGAAGGAAAGAAGAAAUUAUUUCAGAAAUUUUCUUCAACAUCAGUUGUUUACCAAAACAAAAGUAUGCAGUACCAACAAGUAAUUUUCUCAAGCCCAGUUCAGUCUGAGUUCUACAAGACUAUGAACGCAGCUCUGUCAACCUUGGACUCAAGCCAAAGGAUUUUCCAAGUCAAUGAAGUUUGGGUUGAUCAGAAGACUUUGACUAUUUCAUUCAGACCUGGCUGUUGGAUGAGUCCCCAUUCCUUAGAUUGUCAUUCCAAAAUUCUUAAUACCAACCAACUAUUCCAUGGAAGGCAAGGCCUCAUCCCAAACACCGAUGCAAUUACACACAUUGUUCAAAGAGAAGACAUGGAAUUAUUCAUGCGGCCAAUGUUGAAUCAUUCAGAUCCUAUUUCUAGAGAUAUUCUAAGUGAAGGAAGGGCUGAUUUGCAAGCUUUACGUGAAAUUUUCCUGUAUGAAAUAUCAACAGACUGCAACAGUGAAGUACAAUUACCUAUAGUGAGGAACUUCCUAUAGAACCAUGGGUUUCGAUCAUUCAAAUGAACAAGUUCUUAUCCCCAAUUGAAGAACUGCAAAUGUCGCUUGAAAGAUUACACUCAUCUUCGACAUGACCUGUGAAUAAACGUCAAAUUUCUUUCUUGUUUUCUCAAGAAUGAUUUUCUACUUGUAACAGUUUUACUUGUAACAUUUGGAGUAAAAAUGCUGUUGUCCAGUCUUUUUGAAUUUGAAUUCAUGCAGAUUUUA